GAAGCAGUCGUGUCGGAAAAUCACGGGCGCGACCAUGACUCUAUUAUCAGCUCUAUUUUAUAACUAAUUCUCAUUAUCCAGCUCUAAAACUCUUCGUGUUACCGUAUAUUACUAUAGCAAAGCUUCUAAAAAUACCUCAGUAAAUUUUUUAAGUAUUUUCUCUAAAAAAUAUCUUGAAAAAAAUGUCAGCGAGUCGAUGUGUAAUUAGAAUAAUAAGAAAAAUAGUUUCUAGGAUUAGAAAAGUUAACGUUUUUAAUCACAAUAAUAACAAAUACGUUUUGGUUCAGUAACUAUUAAAUUUUAGCUAGUUUUACUCCAAUAUAUUUAGAUAUAAUUUCGUCUAGAUCAUUGCUGUUAAAUAUGUUAGAUGAAGAGCUUUAAAAAUAAUUACUUACUUACUAGAUAUUAGUUUAUUCCUAAGAGUAAAUUGUGUAAUCCUGUGUUAUGAAAUCAAGAAAGUAUUGAACAAGAGAAGUAAAUAAGAUGGACCAUCAAGAAUCACAAGAUGACGAGGCACCAAAGGAUCCAAAAGCUGACAAACAGAAGCUGUCUUUUGAUGAAACGGAUUUCGAAGGUCAUCGAGCUCACAGUGUGUUUGUUGGAGUGCAUGUUCCAUCUGAAAGAAGGCAUUCCCAUAGGAGACGCAAACACCAUCACAGGACUUCAGAAGGAGAAAAAUCCGGCUCAGAAGAUGACAGACCCAGGUUUGUUGUAUCAAGAAGGAGGGGAUUAAGCAUAUCAGAGGAUGGGGAGAUAUGCACUCCACCCGCACAGAGGGUUCAGUUUAUCCUGGGUGAAGAUAUUGGAGAUGAUAAAUACGAGAGUCACCCUCUGUUUUCCGAAAUGGAGGAACUGGUGGUGGAUGGUGAUGAAAUGGAGUGGAAAGAGACAGCCAGAUGGAUCAAAUUUGAGGAAGAUGUCGAAGAAGGUGGAAAUCGAUGGUCUAAACCUCACGUUGCUACUCUAUCUCUACAUUCCCUCUUUGAACUUAGAAGUCUUCUACUAAACGGAUCAGUCAUCUUAGACAUGGAUGCUACCACGAUAGAGCAGAUUGCUGACCUGGCUUUGGACAGCAUGAUAAACAAUAACAGGUUGCCAAUUGACAAAAAAGAAAAAGUAAAGGAUGCUCUUCUAAAACGACAUAGACAUCAGCACCAAAAAGGUCACAAAGGAUUGCCCUUCAUCAGGUCUCUGCAAGAAAUCGGAAAGAACUAUUCCACAUCCAAAACGGAAUAUACCGAGCAUAUACAGGGGUUUACAACAUGGUUUACAUUGCGACAGUCUCCAAAAGUUGAAGAGAAUAGUUUUUCCGAACAGUCUACAGGAAAAUCUUCAGAUUUCGGAAAAUUUCUGUCUGUUCCAGGACAGGGGCAAGACAAACCACAGAGACUACUAAAAAGUGCCAGCAACGUCUCUAUCACAAGAAACCAAAGCGGUACCGACCUGGGUUCUAACGGUGAACUCCCCCAACAUAACUUAGCUUUCAUGAGGAAGAUCCCCCCAGGAGCGGAGGCCAGCAAUAUUCUGGUGGGAGAGGUGGAUUUCUUGGAGAAAACCGUAUCGGCCUUUAUAAGGUUGAACAAGGCCCAAGUUCUGGGAGAUUUGACGGAAGUACCUGUUCCUACGAGGUUUAUGUUUCUUCUGCUUGGAUCCAGCAAUUCGACUUUAGGUCAUCAUGAAAUCGGCAGGGCAAUGGCCACGUUAAUGUCAGACGAAGUAUUCCAUGAAGUGGCGUACCGAGCGAAAAACAGAAGUCACUUAUUGGCCGGGGUGGAUGAAUUUCUGGAUGCUGUUACUGUACUACCUCCUGGGGAAUGGGACCCUGCAAUCAGAAUCGAACCACCGGCAGCCAUUCCAUCUCAGGAUAUAAGAAAACGGCCUCCAGAAAAAGUACCUGACGAAGUCGAUGAAGAGGAAGAAGAGCAGAAGAUAAGAGAAGAAUCUGGCUUAGCCAGAACAGGAGUCCUUUUCGGUGGUCUCCGAAACGACAUCAAACGAAAAGCACCCUGGUAUUGGUCAGAUUUCAAGGACGCCCUCGCAUCCCAAUGCAUAGCCAGCUGGAUAUUUUUGUAUUUCGCUUGUCUCUCGCCCAUCAUCACUUUUGGAGGCUUGUUAGCCGAAGCAACAGGAAAACAUAUGGCAGCUAUGGAGUCGUUAGUCUCUGGAUUCGUGUGUGGAAUGGGAUACGGGUUCUUUUCAGGUCAACCUCUUACUAUUCUGGGUUCAACAGGACCUGUAUUAGUGUUUGAGACGAUAGUGUACGAUUUUUGCCAGAGGAUCGGUUGGGAUUAUAUGUCUUUUAGGUUUUGGAUCGGUACCUGGAUAGCUAUAAUUUUACUUAUUCUAGUUGCAAUUGAUGCUAGUGCACUUGUUUGUUACAUCACAAGAUUCACAGAAGAAAAUUUCGCUACUCUAAUCGCAUUUAUAUUUAUUUAUAAGGCUGUAGAAAACGUUUUAGCAAUAGGUAAGAAGUAUCCAAUCAACACUUCAGGCCUCCAGAAUAUAUCCUACGAUUGUUCUUGUCUGUUAAAUGAUUCUGUCCAGGCGAACCAUCCAGAAAUUAGCGACUGGUCGGCUUUGAACAAAACAAUAUGCACAACAUUAAAUGGGACAAUUGUUGGUUCUGGCUGCGACACUCCGCAAUACGCUCCAGACGUGUUCCUCAUGUCCAUCCUGUUGUUUUUAGGCACGUUUUUGAUAUCGGUAGAACUGAAAGAAUUCAAAAACGCCCUAUUUUUCCCUUCAAAGGUCAGACAAUUUGUCAGCGAUUUUGCCGUUAUUAUAGCUAUUAUUUCCAUGACUCUGAUGGAUCUCUUUGUCAACAUUCCUACCCCGAAAUUGCAGGUUCCUCACGAAUUUAAACCCACGCUUCCAGACAGGGGCUGGAUUAUUCACCCCUUCAACAACAAUCCCUUUUAUUCAAUUUUUCUGGCACUGCCCCCAGCUUUAUUGGGAACCAUAUUGAUUUUUAUGGACCAGCAAAUCACCAGUGUUAUUAUAAACAGGAAAGAGUACAAGCUGAAGAAGGGCUGUGGCUAUCAUUUAGAUUUGUUCAUUUUGGCCAUAUUAAUACAGAUUUGUACGACAAUGGGUCUGCCUUGGUUUGUUGCUGCUACAGUGUUGUCAAUAAACCACGUAAAUUCCUUGAAACUAGAGUCGGAGUGUGCAGCUCCUGGUGAAAAGCCGCAAUUUUUAGGAGUACGAGAGCAACGAAUGACGCAUAUUCUCAUUUUUUUGACAAUCGGCUUGUCAGUGUUCUUAACACCAAUGUUAGGGCACAUUCCUAUGCCUGUUCUGUUUGGUGUGUUCCUCUACAUGGGAGUAGCGUCUCUUAAAGGACUGCAGUUCUUCGAUAGGAUAAUGAUAAUGUUCAUGCCUAAUAAGUAUCAGCCUGAUUAUAUGUUCUUAAGACAGGUUCCUCUAAAGAAAGUCCAUCUCUUCACAGCCAUCCAGUUGGCCUGUCUGAUCUGUUUAUGGUCAAUCAAAUCCUUCAGUACCACCUCCAUUCUGUUCCCGCUCAUGUUGGUCGUCAUGAUCGGCAUCCGAAAAUCCCUAGACUUCAUUUUCACCAGGCGGGAACUCAAAAUACUCGAUGACGUCAUGCCGGAAAUGACGAAGCGGAACCAGCUGCUGAAGGAUGAAGAGGUUGGUCAGGAGCCAGUUGAGUUGGAAAAGAUUGAUAAAAAUAUCAAAAUUCCGUUGGCUAAUGGAAACAUAAUGAAUAUUCCACUAUCUUCUAUUAAUAUUUCUGAAGAAGUGAACAAGACUGGCAUUUGGAAGCAAGUGAAUGAUAACAGAUCUAAAAGGGAGAAAAAGAGUACAAAUGAGAAGAAAAAGAGUCGUUUUAAAAAGAAGAAAUCCUCGAAAAAAGACGAAGAAAUUAAACAAAAAGUCGAGAAACGCUUGUCAGUGAUGAGGGAAGAAGACGAAGAAGAAGGGAUUUUGAUCAAGUUUGAUCAUAUCUGCGAGGCGUCUCACUGGAAAGAUACCAAACUCAGAAAUAUAAUGGAGGAUUCAAUGGAAACACACGUAUAAUAUUCUAGAAUAAUUACAAAAAAAAAACGUAUAUAGUCUAUUCUAAUUCAUCCAUUUUUAUCUUGAUAUUCCAAUUAAUAAUAUCUAAAAAUAAUCCCCAUGAUUUGUACAACAGCUUUAUAUGAAUUAUGUUGUAUAUGGUCUAUCUCCAGCAAUGCUAUUUAGUAUAUUAUUUGUGUGUGAUUUAGAUUAUUUUUUCUAUUAGUCUUUUUUUUCUAUAAUUUUCUCUCCCUAAAUCGUAUAUUCUCUUGCUGGAUAGAUUAUAUAAAUUAUAGACUAGGUACUGGGAAUCACAAACUGAAUCACAAACUACAAUUGAUUUAUAUAACUUAUAUGUAAUAAUGAAUUAUUUAAUUAUUUAUUUUGUUUCGUUAUACAGGGUGUUCCUUAAAUAAGUAGUGGCAUUAUAUUACGACCUCGUCGAUACUCUUAAAAUUCUUAUAGGUAUUUAAGAAACACCUUAUAUAAUAAGUAUGCUUAUUUAAUAUGAAUGUUUACUAUUGGACACAGAUUAAAUAUGAUAUUUUCUAAAAUAAGCAAUCUUAGUAAAGAUGUUUGAACUAUAAUAUUGUUGUGUGGCCUAUAUUAUGGUAAUUAAUUUAGUUAAUAGGAAUUAGAAAAUGUAAUUAAAAUAAUAAAAAAAGAUUAUUUAAAUAUUUUGUAGGAAGUUUUACAAGAUUUUUCCCGGAUUAAAGCAAUAAACAAAUUCUGGCCUAUUUUUUUGUAUUAAAAAUUGUGGUUGAUCAAAAAUUCUUAUCACCAAGCCUAAAUCAUUAUAAAAUUAUUAGAUAAAUAAAAAUUAGAGCAAAAAAUAUCAGUGUAAACGCAUAUAACCAAUAUUUUUGUAUGAUUUAGGUAAGCGUUUAAAAAAUACUAAAAAAUUGUAUGUCCAAAAAUGUCUGGUUUAUUCGAAUCUCUAUCCAAAAUAUUAUAUUUUGUAUAUGAUAUACCUAAAUUAAAUAUUAAGUAUGUUAGUUAAGUGUCUGGAUAUGGUGAAAUUAAAUUGAUUAUUUUAGUAGAGAGAUAAAUAAUAAUUGUAAUUUUUAGGUCGCAAAACCAAUAAAAAGGCAGAACUAGAAUUAGUC
This is a messenger RNA of Sitophilus oryzae (rice weevil), 5120 nucleotides long. It is a transcript of the gene Ndae1, whose product is annotated as sodium bicarbonate cotransporter 3. Gene Ontology annotation, biological process: regulation of intracellular pH; bicarbonate transport; monoatomic anion transport. The transcript is spliced from 25 exons. NCBI's taxonomy places the organism in Eukaryota, Metazoa, Arthropoda, Insecta, Coleoptera, Curculionidae. Bases 484 to 4035 code for a protein of 1183 amino acids. The record is from RefSeq and is a predicted model, not a curated record. Gene Ontology annotation, molecular function: solute:inorganic anion antiporter activity; sodium:bicarbonate symporter activity; monoatomic anion transmembrane transporter activity. Gene Ontology annotation, cellular component: plasma membrane.